Helianthus annuus (common sunflower) is the source of this 607-nucleotide messenger RNA. RefSeq names its product basic blue protein. The transcript has 2 exons. Bases 67 to 459 code for a protein of 130 amino acids. Lineage: Eukaryota; Viridiplantae; Streptophyta; Magnoliopsida; Asterales; Asteraceae. Gene Ontology annotation, cellular component: plasma membrane. Gene Ontology annotation, molecular function: electron transfer activity. The record is from RefSeq and is a predicted model, not a curated record.
ACAAAUGAAACGACAAUAAUCAUCAAAUUAGAAAUCACCAUCUCUUCUUGCUUGACUAAAUAAAUCAUGGCUAAGGGAAGAGGUGAUGCAAUGGUGGUAAUAAUGGUGAUAUGUCUACUAGUGAUGGCGCUGCAAUGCAAGGCAUAUGAAGUGUUAAGAGAUCAUAUCGUUGGUGGUAAAAGUGGUUGGAAUAUGAACUAUAAAGACGAAAAUUGGGUCGGUCAACCCGGUGACCGCACCUUCGGGGCUGGCGAAAGAUAUGUUUUUAAAUACCGAAAAGGAGAGCAUAAUGUUGUGGUAGUGAACAAGGAAGGGUUUGAUAAUUGCAAGACUACUCCGACCGACAAGGUUUACACAAGUGGAAAUGACUCAAUUACCCUCCAGCAUGGAGAUAACUACUUCAUUUGCAGUAUGAAGGGUCAUUGUCCUACGAUGAGGACCUCAAGGCAUGUACCAUGAAGAUUCAAACAUUUUCAUCCUGAAUUCAAAGUAACAAUAAUAAUAAUAUUAUAAAUACUAAUGAUAAUGAAUAAUCAAUAAAAUCUAUGUAUUUAUGCGUGUACUAAGAGUACCAUAUAUUUUAAAUAUUGUCAUAUGGAUUAUGGUA